CCGAGUGUGACCGGGCAGGGCUCCCCCGCACUGUCAGCGCCGGCUGAGGAAAGCACUUGGACCGACCGGCUGCUCUCCUCCUCUGUGGGUUGUCCCGGGAAUGCUGGUUGCCGCCCCGCCCCGGUGCGCAGCCGAAGGACGGGCGGUAAAGCGCCAGAAGGGGCAGGGAUUCCCGGCCUGCUCGCGUUCUGGGAGCUGCUCUCCUCGGCUCGUUGCUAAAAUUGUCUCCCUGCCCAGGCGAAGAUGUCUCACUUUACAAGCGAAGAUGAAGUUCUAUUACAGUCUAUGCUUAGACAGUUGCUGCAGAGUGUGAAGGAAAAAAUCACUGGAGCUCCAUCAGCAGAAUGUGCAGAAGAAAUUCUCUUGCAUUUGGAGGAAACAGAUGAGAAUUUUCACAACUAUGAGUUUGUGAAAUAUCUUAGACAAUACAUAAAAAAUACUGUGGGACCUGUGAUUGAAGAAGAAACAGAAAAAUGUACCUCUGCCCAAAGUCAGGGUGAAAUAUCUGGCUAUGAAACGCUUGUCCAACAUCUUACUAAGAAGGCCCGUGAAUCAAAAGAAUACAGAGAAAUGAUGCAUGCCUUGAAGAAUGUCAUGAUGGUUGUGGUAGAAUCUUUGAUUAACAAGUUUGAAGAAGAUCGGAUGCAUGAUAAGGAGCUGGCCAGUAAAGCAAAGAAAGAACGUCAGAGUGGCUAUUACACAGACAACUGUUCUGACAGUGACUCCUCCUUCAACCAAAGUUAUGCAUUCAUGAGUCAAGAACAAUUGCAGCUGCUCACAGAAAAGCUUGACCCUAGUCAGCCCAAGGAAGUUCGCCAAGAAGCUUUGCAGACACUGUGCUUGGCCCCUGCCUCUGAUAUCCUGAACUCUGAGAGUUGGCCAAGUCUGAGUAAGCAUCUGACAAUCUCUCUGGCAGAUCCAGAUGCAACAUUCAGUGAGAAAAUUCUUAGGUUCUAUGCAAAAACUUUUUCUUCUUCUCCAUUUAAUAUGACAAAAGAAGUCUAUACAAGUUUAGCACGACACUUGGAGUUGUACUUUCUUUCUGAAGAAAAUUCUCUUCAUAUUUCAGCUGGUCUGGAUGUAUCUAACUCAGAUGUGAAUCGUUUACUUAAAAAGGUUCGCCUUUUAAAUGAGUACCAAAAAGAAGCACCUUCUUCCUGGAUUCGACAUCCAGAAAAGUAUAUGGAAGAAGUAGUGGAGAGUACCUUGUCACUUCUGUCAUUAAAACACAAGCCUAAUCAUCCUGCCUCUCCAGAUUUCUUGAAUCCAAUGCACUUCUUGGCUUUGCUAGAUAUCAAAGCAGUGUGGUUUAAGAAGUGGACGCAUGCAUAUUACAGCAGAAGAGUGGUAUUUAGGCUUCUGGAAAGGAAAUAUAAAUCCUUGAUUAAUGCAGCAGUCCAGCAAUGUCUUUAUUAUUUUGAAUUUUGCAAGGCAGCAGUUAAUAAAAAUCCCAAAGUCGGUGACUUUUCUCAGCAGCACUGUAGUGAUACGCAGGAUUUUUCUUACACUGGACCAGAAUUGCAGUACAUCUAUUUUGUUCAUUCACUGUGCCUCUUAGGAAGAUUGCUGAUCUAUAAGGAAGGCCAGAAUCUCUUUCCAGUACAGCUGAAAAAUAAAAAAGCUACUGUAUCCAUAACUGAUGUGUUGGUAUUAUUUGUUCAACUUAUUUAUUCCUCUCCAAGUUACCCAAAGACAGCUUUGGCAGCACAUACAGAAAAUUAUUCUCCAGAAAGUCUUGUUAUGGAGAUUCUGCAGGUUUUUUGUGAUCAAACAGGAUGUGCUGCUAAAUGUUUGUAUACAGACACAGUGAUAGAUGCCCUGCUUCAUCCUGUCCAAAGUUUGCUGAAUGGCACAGAGGUGUAUAUCAACUGCCUUGAAACUACUUUACUUAAUGUAGCUGAUAUUUUGGCAAGGAUUGCUGGUUCAGAAGAUGGUCUUUCUCUUCUUCUUUAUGGAGAAAAUGAAAAAAAUGCCAAAGACAGUCCUACAGCUGCUCAUGUACUCGUUCAGUUCACAAAGAAACUUCUUCAUGAUGACAUUUCUCUUUUAUCUGGAUCUGAGUUUAUGCCAGUUGUUAAAGGAGCUUUCAUUUUUGUAUGCCGUCAAAUGUACAGAACUUGUGAAGGCCUACAGAUGCUAAUUCCUUAUGGCUUGCAUGAAUCUAUUGCAGAAGCCUGGAGAAAGACAAGUUUGCUUUCAGAAAGAGUACCUACUCCUGUAACUGAUGCAGACUCCACUUCAUCAAUAAGUCAAGAAUCAAAAACCAGCUUGUUAUGGGAAGAGACUUUGUUAGAUGCCUUGCUAAAUUUUUCUACCACACCCAAAGGACUAUUUCUGCUUCAUAGUACAGAUGCCAUGAAUGACUGUGUGAACUUUAUGUUUAACAGUUUAUCAAAAAAAAUCCAGACAAAUGAAUAUGAAGAUUUUGGUAAUAGAAUCAUUGUUACACAAAUGGCAGCAACACCAAUGGCUGCAGUGGCUCUGCAGAAUUCAGGCUUUGUAAAGGCGCUUGUAACUGAAUUAUGGGCUCUUUUGGAGUGUGGAAAAGAUGAUUUGAGAAUAACCCAACCCAAAUCUACUCCAGUUGACCCUAUUGACCAAAGUUGUCAGAAGUCAUUUUUGUUUCUGGUAAACUUGCUAACUUACCCAGCAAUUUUUGAGCUCCUGAGUAAACGAGAUAUACCAAAUAAACCCAUGUACUCAUUCCGUGAAGUACCCACAGAUAUAAUUGAUAUUAUUGACAGGCUUAUAAUUUUGAACUCAGAAGCUAAAAUUCAUUCCUUAUUCAAUUAUGAACAAUCCCAUAUAUUUGGUCUGAGGCUAUUAAAUGUGCUGUGCUGUGAGCUCAAUACCCUUUUACUCUUGGAGACUCAGUAUAAAGUGUCACAAGUUUUACUAACUGCUCAGGAGGAAAAUGUCACAGAAACUUCAGAAGGACCAGGAGUUUUUAUAAUUGAUGGUCUGUCAGUGGAGAGAAACCAUGUUCUUGUAAGGAUAAAUCUGAUUGGAGGACCACAGGAAAGGAUUUUGCCUUUGAGAGAAUUAGAUAAGGACAGCGGUCUAUAUCCUUGGCCAAUGUUUUCAUCGCUCCCUGUGCCAAAGUGCUAUCUUGCAGAAAUUCCUAGGAAAGCUGAAUCCAGACAAGAUAAAGAUCUUGACAAGCUCUUAAAACUCUUAAGAAGUCCAGACAAGCCAACUGGGUGGGCAGAAAUUUGUAGAAAACAGUUCUGCAAAGUCAUGAAAACCAGACCAGAUAGCAUCAGUGGACCAAUUUUGGCAGAAUUAAUUGAAAAGUUCGUGUCACAUCUUUCUGAAAGCAAAACAGAUUGUUAUUUCAGCAUGGGAAGCUAUAAAGCCAUGGAUGCAGAUGUGAAGAAAGAAAACCUUUCAUCUGUGCAGCAGCUUGGUGUUGAAAUGACAGUCAGAUAUGGAAAAUACUUAAACUUGCUAAAAGAAGAUGCUGAAAAUGGGCUGUGUUUUGUGUUAAAGAAUUGUGAGGAAUUUCUGAAACAACAGCAAAGAACUGUGGUAUCUUCACUUUGCUGCUUGCAGGAGCACUAUGCUGGUUAUGACUGGUUUGCAUCUUCUAUCUUCCUCAUAAUGUCAGGGGACAGGGAGAGGACACUGAUGUUUCUUCAGCAAUUUUCAUGUCUUCUUGCUUCAGCAUUUCUCUGGCUACCAAGACUGCAUUUAUCCAUGCACCUGCCUGUUACAACAGUGGAAUAUGGCAUCCAUCCAGUCUAUUUUUGCAGCGCUCACCACGUUGAAAUGUUGCUGAAAGCUGAGUUGCCCCUUGUCUGUUCAGCCUUCCACAUGUCUGGUUUCACUCCAUCCCAGAUCUGUCUGCAAUGGAUAACUCAGUGUUUCUGGAAUUACAUGGAUUGGAGUGAGAUCUGUCACUAUAUUGCCAUAUGUAUUUUCCUUGGUCCUGAUUAUCAGAUAUAUAUAUGUAUUUCUCUGUUCAGACACCUACAGCAAGACAUCCUGAAGCACACAGAAGCCCGAGAUCUUCAGGUUUUUCUGAAAGAGGAAGCACUGCAUGGAUUUCGAGUCAGUGAUUAUUUAGACUACAUGGAAAGCUUGGAGGAGCUCUACAGACCAAUGCUGCUGAAAGACAUGAGGAACAUAAGAACACAGAACACAUAGAUGAAGCAAACAAGCACUUUAUUUUACAGUUUUGAUUACAUCCUUUAAAAGGAUGCUGAUUGAUUGAUACCUCAGUCUCACCUAAAAUCAGCCAGGCUGUUGAAAUGUACAUACUGUAAAAUAAAUAAGAAGUGUUUUCAGAAUAUAGUUUUUCAAUAAGACAUAGCCUACUUUUGAUAACCCGAAUUUACCAGACAGGUUAUGUGCACAGCCUCAUUUUCAGUUAGCAGAAGGCAGCUUCAGAAGCCACCUGUAGGAUGCUGAAGUUUCUUCUUAUAAAGCCUUGAACCUGUUCUCAACUCAUUCUCUCUUUGUCAUCUCCUUAUAGCACUGUCCUAAAGCCUUCGUAUUUUGCUUGGAUCUGACAAAGGGAUUUUUUCUUUAGAAACAACUGCUAUUGUGUAUUCAUGCACAAGAAAAGUCAACAAAUGGAGACCAAACUCUCUGUUCCAACUUUGUGGAUAAUAUUGAGAAAAUGGGAUGUUUGAAUACAUGCAACGAAAAAAGACUUGAUAUUCCUGUCUUUAAAAAAAAACAAAUAAAUAGUUUUAUGUAAUAAAGCAUUACUAACCUUUGUUGUGAAUGAAAUUAGAAUCUUUAUUAUUUGGCCAAAAAUAGGGAGGGAAAAAUACUAUGUUUUGUCAACAGCUGCAAUAACAUUUUUUUACAGAAUGUCCAUAAUCUCAAACUUUUUUGGUUAGAAAUUAUUGAUACAGUGUUUUGGAAGUCCCAACAGACACCACAAAUGUUGAAUUUAGAUUUAUCCAAUAUUGUUAACACAUUCCUGGGAGAAAAACUAAAGAUUACUGCAAAGUUCCUGAAAAACAACUUUGCUAGAUAAAAUGGUUAUAUAUACGCUAAUUGAGCCCAUACUCAAAUUCAAAUUAUAAAACACAUUAGAACCUGCUGUGAAAUUUCUGAAAUUAUAUGCAACCUAAGAGUGAACAUUGACAAAGGUUUUGCCACUAAUUUCUACUUUCCUGACUGUGCAUUUCAUAAGUUCACAAGUUUAGUUUUUUUUCCUGUCUAGCCAAGAUAUGUUUUAAAAACUUUUCAAUUUUGUGAACUGUGUUAGCUCACCUACAUUAAUAAAAGAGGCUGGCAAGUAUGAGGAAGGAAUUAUGACAAGAACUGAUAGAACCGAGUGCUUGCCUGACAUUGAGGCCAUUGAAUGCUAUGACUUACAUGGUGUAUAUUCUUUUAACCUUAAUAGCAGUUUCUCUUUUCUUAAAUAACCUUAUUUAGGCAUAUAUCUCAAACCAAGAAACAACAAAUAACAAACAUCCACAUGGUGAAUAACACUUGAACACUAAUAUAUACAUAUUUCUAGACAGACCAUGGGUGAUUAAAUAUCCAUUAUGAAGUAAGUCAUCAGUUCCUUUAGCAGCAGCAGAAAUUUUUCAGGAAAAUAGGCCUUUGUGAUAGGUAUAUAAGUAACCUAAGGACUCUUGCCAUAUCAAUAGUUGUCAUUUUGUAUUCCUUGUCCCCCAACAAAGAAGAGAGAGGUACUGCAGAGCUGACCUUUAAUAGUAAUACCUUUCAUCACUAUUGCAUAAAAUUAAUCCAAAGAGAUCCAGUACACAAUGACCAGAAAGGAAAGGCAGAUACAAAUAGUAGAAAGCAAACAGCCUGACUACCAAGCAAUGCUACUGAUAAAAGCAAUUUUUGCUUUUCCAGCAAUUCAAUCGACUUCAGUUUUGCCAUCUGCAAAACAGCUGCAUUUUCUUACAGUCUGUAUAUGCUAAGAUGAUUAAUUAGAGCACAUCCAUAAAAUAGUUAAUGCAUGAAAAUCUUAUGUAAAUGCUAAAUCUUAAUACCUGGUAAUAUUUUAAAAUUCCAUUGUGCCCUAUGACAGAAACAGGACCUUGACACCUAUUACAAGUAGACUGAAAUAAAGCUUGAAGU
This is a messenger RNA of Zonotrichia leucophrys gambelii, 6051 nucleotides long. It is a transcript of the gene TBC1D32, whose product is annotated as TBC1 domain family member 32. Gene Ontology annotation, biological process: Golgi to plasma membrane protein transport. Lineage: Eukaryota; Metazoa; Chordata; Aves; Passeriformes; Passerellidae. Gene Ontology annotation, cellular component: trans-Golgi network. The transcript has 34 exons. The record is from RefSeq and is a predicted model, not a curated record. The coding region runs from base 244 to 4146 and encodes 1300 amino acids.